This is a messenger RNA of Echinococcus granulosus, 873 nucleotides long. Its product is annotated as D-tyrosyl-tRNA(Tyr) deacylase. NCBI's taxonomy places the organism in Eukaryota, Metazoa, Platyhelminthes, Cestoda, Cyclophyllidea, Taeniidae. Gene Ontology annotation, biological process: tRNA metabolic process. Gene Ontology annotation, molecular function: D-tyrosyl-tRNA(Tyr) deacylase activity. The transcript has 7 exons. Gene Ontology annotation, cellular component: cytoplasm. Bases 1 to 873 code for a protein of 290 amino acids. The record is from RefSeq and is a predicted model, not a curated record.
AUGUCUCAUCAAGUGUGCGCUAUCAGCCCUCCCCAUCCUCCGACACGCUUUGUCGCAGACGAUAUCCACUGUUUGGCGGUCUCGUAUAUGGGGUGGUGGAGGGGUUCGAGCGCCCAUGGUCCCAUUGCGGUUCUCGUGGUACUGCCCGUCUCGCUUUCCUGCCAAGCCAUGCGUGUUGUAAUUCAACGCGUUAAAAGUGCCUCCGUUCAUGUUGACGGUCAGCUGAUCAGCGAAAUUGGCCGCGGGUUGAUGGUCUUGGUGGGCAUAUCGCGGGACGAUGGGGAGAAAGAUGUGGCCUACAUGGCGCGCAAAAUCGUGAAUUUGCGGCUAUUUGAGGAUGAAGAGAAGCAUCGACGUUGGGACAGGAGUGUUAAGGACAUUGGUGGAGAAAUUCUCUGUGUUUCCCAGACACCUUUCAUCGAGGUGUUGAACGUAUUUCUACUUAACGAAGAUGUAAAACUGUCAGUGUGUGGUAAUGGGAUUCUCAUCCUUAGUAUGACAUUUGAAUGGUGUCAGCUCGUCAAAUCCAGCGAUGUGUCUGUUGGUGACGAUUCUAGUCGUGGCGGUUUUCUAGCCCCUAGGACAGCAGCCAUUCCUGUGAAUAACAUUCAUCCACCGCCCAAAACUCGGGAUCAGCUUAAAAAGGGAAGCCUUUCUAGAGGAAAGUUCACUCUCUACUCCCUGCUGAAGGGAAACAAACUGGACUUCCACUUAGCAAUGAGCCCCGAUCCCUCAAUGGCCCUUUACGAGUCUUUCUUGUCAAAGGUCCGCUCUGAGUACAAGGCUCCUGACAAGGUCAAAGGUGGACAGCUUUUAACCCUCUUUUACCCUCAAACGGCAUUCUAUUACGCGCACCAUCGAAGAGCCUUUUAG